Molecule: messenger RNA, 3465 nt
Organism: Haemonchus placei
Lineage: Eukaryota; Metazoa; Nematoda; Chromadorea; Rhabditida; Trichostrongylidae
Source: the annotation of a GenBank genome assembly
AAUAGCUGCAGUCAAGACAUCGAAGAUCUCAUCUUGUUCGUCAAGAAAGCGCUGAACAUCGUCUAUGAAUGCAAAAACAGCUUCACGGUAGUUGUGAUGUCCAAUCGAGGCCUCCUGCUGCGAAACAUAAGCACUCGGGGAUGGCGGCACAGAUUCUUCUACUCGCCUGGAACCUUCCGAUACAUCUUGUUCCGAGAUAGCUGCUGACGGAGGUCGCGAUGUCGUUUCACCAGAAGAAGUCAACUUUUGACGGCGAGCUGCCAGACGAGCUCGGAGCUGUUCAUACGAGCGGGUGAUGGCAACUUUCUCCUGGGCUGAGACUUGCAGACGGGAUUCCGCGUCCUGAAGUCGAGUGCGCAGCUCAUUCCUUUCAGCCGUCAGCAUGUUCAGUUGAUUGCUAAGUUUGGACAUUUCUUCAGUAUCGUGAAUGGAGGAAGAUGCCGUCGAGGUACUCUGAUGUUUCAAGCGUUCCUCGAGUUCUUUUCGUUCCCUCUCCAUCACCCUCACUUUGUUCUCUGCCUCUCCAAGACGAUCAUGGCUGUUUCGCAUCUUCUCAACUUCUUCCUCAAGUUCCAAUCUCUCCCUUUCCAACUGAUCGACAACGUUUUGUAAUCGCUCAGCUUCCUUUUGAUAGUUCUCAGCUUGGAGACCGUACUCAUCGACUGAGUCGAGAAGUCGAGCCUCGCUAUCCUUCAGCAGGGAGUUUUGCAAUUCCUUCUCUUCAAGUUCUCGUCGUACUUCACUGAGUAUCUUCUCUAGCCGCUCCCACUGAGAAGCAUUUCCGUGGACCUCGUCGUCGGAACUAAGUCCCUUUUGCUCACAAUGCGAUAGCGUCUCUUGCAGCUGACACUGCAACUUAUUCAGUUCGGCCUCUGCUUUUCUUAAGCGUUCAAGUAAUGCAGAAUUUUCUGCCUCAACAGCCUUAAGCGCUAUCUGGGCGUCCUCGCAACGUUUCUUGGCUUCCUCGUGCAAGCCCGUGAGUUCCGUAUUGUUUGCUUUCUGCAGCUGCAAUUCGAUCUUCAGAUCGUCGCAUUUCAUCUCACACGCCAUCAGUUGCUCUUCCAGACGGAUCUUCUCGUUUUCCGCGCUAGAGAGCUCGUUUUGAAUUCUUCGGCGCUCCUCGCACAAGGUCUCAAGUUCCGACUCGCUCCGUUGAUGCUCGGCUUCCACCAGUUCUGUUCGCGAAGCUAUAGUUUUCCGAAGACGCUCAUUCUCAGAAUUCAGUUCAUUGAGCUGAAUAAGCUGCUUUUCAGCAGAUUCCAUUCCGUUGAGAAGCUUCUCUUGGAGAUCAUCAACUUGACUUCUCAACGUUGCAGCAACCUGUCGUAAAUUUUCUGCAAGUGCCUCCGCCUCUUCCCUUCGUUGACGUUCUUCUUCCAACGCACUCUCUAUAUUUCUGGACGCCUGCUCAUCAGAAGCUGGUAGAUCAGAAUUUUUUUGUAAAUCAGAUCUCUCAGGACCAACUGCCUGAAGACGUUCUCGCAACAUCGCCAAUUCCUUUUCAGCAUCCACCAGAGCACAUACCUUCUGCUCGAUCUGCAGCUCCAACUCGGCAAUACGUUGAUGAGCAUCCAAUCUUGACUGCUCCAACUCCUCCUUUCCUUCAUCAGUUCCGCCAUCUGCGCUAUCCCAUUCGUCACCCCAUGCGUUUUCAGUUUUCGCUUCCAACUCAGAAACUCUGUUCACCAGACGUUGUUGUUCUUCACUAUACACUUGGGCUUGUUUCUUCAUCUCUCUCAACUCCUUUUGCAGCGUGUUGACCUGCUCCGUGGCGUCCUCUAGCUCCUCUCGACAGGCAUCAGCAGUACUCAGUUCUUCCUCCAGUGAUCUGAUUCUGCUUUCCUGCGCUCGUAUCGUCUCUUGCUGUUGACGCUCAAUCGAUUCCAUUUCCGAAAGCCUGUCUCGCAAAGCAGAUGUAUCAACAGUGACUUCAGGUUGGGCAUCAUCCCAGCCCCACUGCUGUUCUGGCUUGUCUCCGGCCGCAAACAACUCAUCUUUUUCUCUCAAAAGUUGUUGCAGUGCCUGGAAUUCUUUCACAACAGCACUCAGCUCAGUUGGGUUCAACUUCUGUUCUGUCAACUGCUUUCGAAUUUUCUCCAGCUCUUCCUUCACUUUAGACAGUUCAGUGACGCUUCUAAGGUGUUGUGCAGUGCUGCUCGCCGCUUCCGAUCCCCACUCGUCUUCAUUUGACUUUUCAGCAUGCUGCUCACGUGUCUUGCAGGCAGUACACAACUGACUGCUGUCAUCAAUGUCACUCUGAAUGGAGACAUCAGCUUGUUCCACUUCUCUCGAGCUGGGUUGUUUCUCAGCUUCCAAUGCCUCCACUUUCUGCCUUUCGCUAAUAAACUCCUCCUCUGUUUCUUGAAGCUUCUCCUCCACCUCAAGCAGCUGAUCUUCCAAGCACAUGAUUCGCUCAUUAAGCAGUUUUUCGAUAGCCUGCAGUCGUUCAACCUGAAACACACAUAUGUUCGUCAAAGUAGUGAAACUAGGCAAUGGGUGAAGAUUUGUUCAACAAACCUCCUCCUGCAAUCCAACAGAUUCUUUCAGAGACUCCUCCAAACUUGUUGCUGCAGACAAGCACUCUGCAGGUCGGGACAGUGUCUCAGGUUGCUCUCGUGUCUGUAGCUGCACAUCAGCCUGCCGACUGGACCUAUCCUUCUCAGAAGCAAAUUCUUCGAGUUUCUGCUCUGUUUCGUUGAGAAUGGAUCUAACUUCUUCCAGUUGCCGUCUGAGUGACUCUUCAUUGUUUCGCGACGCAGACAAUUCGGCCUGCAAAUCGCGAAUCCUAAUAUCCUGAUCACUGGUGGUAGCCCUCUCUUCGGUCUCAUCCAGCUCGUUCUGCAAACGGACGUUGGUGUGCACCAGCUCGGCAUUGGCACGGAAGAGCGCAUCGACGUCUGCUUGGCGAGUUGCCAACUUGGCAGCUAAAAUGGCCAGCUCAAUGCGUAGUCGCGAUGUCGCCAGAGCUUCGAGUCUCCAUCUCGAGACAUUCGGCCAAACGACGGUUGCUUUCAUUUUCAGCUUCUGCUGCCUGUCGGGACGCUUUUUCUGUCAACUCCGUCUGUUCGGAAAGUUCACAAUCAAGAGCAUCGGCUCUCUUCUUCUCUGCUUCCAGCGACGUAUCCAAUUGCACCACACGAUCCUGCAGUUGUUCUCGAUCCAGGAUAGACGCUUUCAACUGGCUGUUCAAGGACCAAAUUUCGCCUUUGAGGACUUCGACUGCAUUCUCAAGUUCCGUUUUUAACUGCCACAUCUUUUCAACGUCCUGACUAAGGUCGUUCUGCAUCUGACUCGUCUCGUGUAUACAUUGUCGAAGAAUCAAAUUCUCAGCGAACAGGUCGUUCCCAGUCGGCAAAGCAUUCGCUUCGACACCAUUAUCAGCCUCGGAUGAAGCUGGCUCUUCCGUCGACGAUGUCUCAGAUCCAGUCUUAUUGUCUGCUGAUUUCACAACAAGGCCAUGAUUAG